AUGGCUGAUCGCACAGAUGUCCUCUCAAGCGUGAUCAAGUGGAUCAGCGUUGGUUCCUGCACAGCAGGGGCUCUUGCAUCUGCGUCUCUUCUUUUCCAGGGCUCAUAUGUGGGCGACUUUCUGCUACACUUAGUCUUAUCCAUGUGGCUUGUCCUCAUGGGUCUUGCGGAUUUCAGUUUGGAGCCGGCAAACACGCUCAAUGCUAAGUAUAUCUCAGAGACAGGAAGAAUGCCCGUAAAGCGGGGCGCUUGUAUGAUCAUAAUCUCGCUUAUGCUCCCUUGCUACACUACCUGGACGCAGCUUUUAGCAUCUGUUACAACACUUUUCAUUCUCACAAAGGUGCUUUGGAUCAUCUUACUCACGGGAGGAGCCUUGGUCAUGAUUUUGGGAAUAGCUCUUCACUUUUGCGCCUGA
This is a messenger RNA of Giardia duodenalis, 414 nucleotides long. RefSeq lists its product as uncharacterized. The coding region runs from base 1 to 414 and encodes 137 amino acids. The transcript has a single exon. The record is from RefSeq and is a predicted model, not a curated record. NCBI's taxonomy places the organism in Eukaryota, Fornicata, Diplomonadida, Hexamitidae.